Molecule: messenger RNA, 1344 nt
Organism: Papaver somniferum (opium poppy)
Lineage: Eukaryota; Viridiplantae; Streptophyta; Magnoliopsida; Ranunculales; Papaveraceae
Product: F-box/LRR-repeat protein 12-like
Exons: 6
Coding region: 1-1344 (447 amino acids)
Biological process (GO): SCF-dependent proteasomal ubiquitin-dependent protein catabolic process
Cellular component (GO): SCF ubiquitin ligase complex
Molecular function (GO): protein binding
Source: RefSeq, a predicted model, not a curated record
AUGGAUCCGUUCUGUAUUAGGGUUUACAACUUCUUUAAGAAUAUACACAAGGUGACAUGGGCCGCUCAUCCAACAUCUGCAAUCCCUAUUGCGCCAGAAGCCAAAGGAUUAAGUUUUCUCAUACAAAACUGCCGUAAAUUGGGUACUCUUUAUUUGAACUUCUGCAGCAGUAUAACAGGUAUUGGCUUUCUCGGGUGUGCACAUGCCUUAAAACAUCUUGAAGCAGCAGGGUGCAAACUUACACCACAGGGGAUUAACGCGAUUGUUAGUGGUGGUGGGCUUGAAUAUUUAAGUCUCUCAACGCCUUAUGAAUUGGCCAAGGCUGGAGAAGGAUCUAUCAAUACCGAAGCGGUUAUGACAAUUUCGAUAGGUUGUCCUUUAUUAAAGAAACUGGACCUUACAAAUUCUAUGGAUGUACAACUAGAAGGAUGGGAAGCUAUUGGACGGAAUUGCAAAGAGUUGGAAUCCCUUUACAUUUAUGGGUGCAAUAAGUUAUGUGAUAUCGGGUUGCAAGCUUUGUCUAACGGGUGUGACAAGCUUAGGACCGUAUCAGUGGACACUAAGAAUAGUUGUAGCACUGAUGCUCUCUGGCUUUUUAAGCAUAAAGUAGAAACUGGAUGUGAUGGCUUAUCAUGCCGGACAUGCAGAUUGCACUGGCCAGUGACGAUACCGGCCGAGGUGUUACCCCCUGAUUUAGUCACUCACCCGUGUACACUUGUUACCGAUGGACUGGCAAGAAUUAUGUUUCUCUUUGCUCCUGUCACUGUCAUGCGUUGCUUAGUGAUGAGUUUGUUUCCGAUGAUAAGUACAAACAAGGCUCAGACUAAAGACGAUCGUAUUUCCUUUGGAUUAACUUGUCGUCAAUGGCUUCAUAUUCAGAACAAUAAUCAAGAUUCUUCAUGCAGUAUAACCGGUAUUGGCUUUCUAGGGUGUGCACGGACCUUAACGCAUCUUGAAGCAAGCGGAUGCAAACUUACACCAGAGGGGAUUAAUGCAAUUGUUAGUGGCGGUGGGCUUGAAUAUCUAAGUCUCGCAACACCUUAUAAAUUGGCCAAGGCUGGAGAAGGAUCUAUCAAUACCGAAGCAGUUAUAACGAUUUCGAAAGGUUGUCCUUUUUUAAAGAAACUGGACCUAACAUGUUGUAAGGAUGUAGAACUAGAAGGAUGGGAGGCUAUCGGUCGGAAUUGCAAGAAUUUGGAAACUAUUCACGUAUUUGGGUGCAAGAAGUUAUGUGAUAUUGGGUUGCAGGCUUUGUGUGAUGGGUGCGACAAGCUUAGGACCAUAUUAAGAGACCAUGAGAACAGUUGUAUCUUUUUUGUUCCUGAGUUCAUUUUAAGCAGAUAA